UGGCGUGUCGCGUUCAAGGAGGGCGGGCUUCUCUCUGAGGCAGAGCCGGCGGAGGCAUCUCCUCUCCAUCGUUCGGAAGUUUUGCAGCGUGGUCGAUGGAGGAUAUCUUGAAGAGAGAAGACUGGAAUAAAUUACAACUUGUGUACCAAUUCGUCAGGAGAACGGGAAAAAUAGUAGAGACAAAGACAUAAGAACGAGAAGGCACGCCAAAUAACCUAACCUAACGGUUGACUGCGUCCCCGUGGAGGGAAAAACAAAAAGUUUUAUAGCGCGCUCACGUGUCGUACGAGGUAGAUUUCUUGUGCGAAUUUUAUCGUAGUUAACACCGGUAAGCGUGACAUGGCUAUGUUGGACACGUACGGUAUUGCAGCGGUUGCUCUGACGGCGGUGAUUUUCGUUAUCUGCGCCUUGGUUGUGACGUGCGAACAUUUCUUCGGGAUGAAGAAAAUCAAAAACAUCAGGAACAAGCACGUUGUCGUGACCGGCGGCUCCAGCGGCAUUGGGAAAUGCAUGGCGAUUCUCGCCGCUAAGAAGGGAGCGCAUGUCACGAUAAUCGCGCGGAAUUUGGAGAAUCUGGAGAAAGCCAAACGUGAAAUAGUGGAAGCAUGCGAGAACAAGGAUACACAAAGGGUGGAGUGUCUGUCUUUAAAUAUUGGGACGAAUUAUAAAGCUGUUGAAAGAGCGCUGGCCGAUCUGGAGAACGUUAUGGGACCAGUUUACAUGCUCGUGAAUUGCGCUGGCCUCGCAAUCGCUGGCAAGAUAGAAGACACCACCGAAGAGAAUCUCGAUCAAAUGUUGCGCACAAAUUUUCUAGGCACGUAUUAUUGCACCAAGGCGGUGGUGUCAAGAAUGAAAGCUUCCAAGGAAGGAGCGAUCGUACUUAUGUCGUCUCAAGCUGGUCUCCUAGGUAUCUUUGGAUACACCGCUUAUAGCAGCACAAAAUUCGCGCUGCGUGGCUUGGCGGAGAGCUUGGCGAUGGAGCUGCGGCCACACGGCGUCUCUGUCACUCUGUGCUUACCGCCGGAUACGGACACACCUGGUUACGCCGUGGAAGAGCUGUCCAAGCCGCCGGAAACGAAAGCCAUAUCGCAAGUGGCCAAGUUGGUCCAGCCCGAGGUCGUUGCUGAGAAGGCCUUCGAGGACGCGCUGGCGAGAGAGUUCUUCUCUACCGUUGGUCUGGAAGGCUUCAUACUGACGACGUUGUGCGCGGGAAUGUCGCCGGUCAAGUUGUCCGGCGUGUUCGCGCAAGUGCCGCUGAUGGGACUGACGAGACUCGUCAGCGUGAUCUACCUCCUCUUAUUCCAGAGAAUUGUCGCAAAAUAUAAUCACGACACGAGUCCUGAGGCCGUGAAAAAAGUUAAGUGAGAAACAAAGCUCUUUUGUAAUUUCCCCGACCAAAGACACGCAAUGGCUUCAUUUGAAGCAUUUGAUUUAGUUUUUUUUUUCUAAAUUUGUAACCGCAAUUUAUUCUACGCGAGACUCGUUCUAUAUUUCUUUUUUAAAAAUAAGAUCCCAUUCUUUCACGAUAAAGAGCUUAUUUCAUAAUGAAGUGUACCAAAUAUAUUAAUAUAUAAUGAUGUCAUCCAUGAUAUGUACGUGUGUUUGAUACAAUGAUAAAUGUACAAGUUGCGUGAAAGGAGAUAAACAUGUAUAUGUACGGCAGAUUAUUUUAAUAUAUGAUGCAACGAUACACGAAGCAUCUAAUGCGAUUAUGCACGGAGGAGCACGAGAGAAAUAAAAGACGCCCUG
Molecule: messenger RNA, 1749 nt
Organism: Vollenhovia emeryi
Lineage: Eukaryota; Metazoa; Arthropoda; Insecta; Hymenoptera; Formicidae
Gene: Kdsr
Product: 3-ketodihydrosphingosine reductase
Exons: 4
Coding region: 340-1365 (341 amino acids)
Biological process (GO): sphingolipid biosynthetic process
Cellular component (GO): endoplasmic reticulum membrane
Molecular function (GO): 3-dehydrosphinganine reductase activity
Source: RefSeq, a predicted model, not a curated record